AUGGCCGCGACCAUCCGAUCCAGUCUAAGCCGCUCCGGCCGAUCCUCCGUUGCCUCUAUUCGCAGUCUCUCUAACGCUCGUCCGGCAAAGGCACAGGUUAAGCCUACCACUGUUCGGGAGCCCAACACUCCCUUCCCGCCUUCCGAUGCCUCUUUACUCGACAAAUACUCAAGGCGAGGCGCCUUAUCCAAGACAUAUUUCGAUGCGACAGGCGUGCGAUGGGUUGGGUCUGGCGAAGACGGACCAAAGGACCCCAAUAAGGCAAAGCUGGGCAAAACUUUACGAGUUCUACAAGAACGAUUGCCGACACUUCUUCUCCAUCCUCUUCCUCACGACAUUCUUGCGCCAAACAUCGCCCUUCAUCUCUUCCCUUCCACGCAUCCCCAUCUACCGACUGUAUCCGGCCGCGUCGCAUAUAAUGCCGCCCUCUGGACCUCUCCGAUAGCAUGGAACCGGGUUCCCAUACUUGGUAACGUUUGUAUAGAGGUUCUCGCAGAGCGUAUGACAAGUGAGCCCCUCACAUUCUUACCCCGCCGUGCUGGAGCUAUCCCAGAACAGCUUGUCGUACGGUGGUGCGAGAAGCGAAAAGGUUCCGAGAGUUAUUCUAGCCGGGGGGUAAUUGCACGUUCGUUGCCAUUUGGUCGUGGAGUUGAUCCAGAUAAAGCAUUCACUGGACUGUUUGUGUUUGACUUCGAUACCGAGGGACGAAUUCUAAGUCAUACGAUCGAACAGUCACAAGCUGGUGGCGAUUGGGAAGCCGGUGUUGGCGCAAAGGUUGUCGGUCUGACUGACUGGCUCCUUGGAGGCUGUAAGAACCCCGGUACUCCUAUACCUAUGUUUGCGCGAGUGCGAAGACGUAGAUCCAUCUAG
Molecule: messenger RNA, 870 nt
Organism: Fusarium sp. VM40
Lineage: Eukaryota; Fungi; Ascomycota; Sordariomycetes; Hypocreales; Nectriaceae
Source: the annotation of a GenBank genome assembly